CGCGUUGAUCUCUUGCUUGGAGCUGAAAGUUUCUUUGAUAUUUUGUCUGUCGGUCAAAUCAAACUAGGUGAAAAUUUUCCAGUACUUCAAAAAACACUAUUAGGAUGGAUUGUAUCUGGCAAGUACAAGGGUCAGCCAUUUGCAUCACCAGCAGCAAAAUGCCUAUUAUCAGUUGAAGAUACAGUCUCCGAUCAAUUAGAAAUGAUGUGGAAGAUAGAGGAAGUGCAAUCGGCUUCAAAGUCAUGGUCACCAGCACAUGUUGCGUGUGAGUCAUUAUAUCGUGAAACGGUUCACCAAAAUGCGAUGGGAAGAAUUGUCGUUCGGUUACCAUUCAAAGAUUCACCAGAUUGUCUUGGUUUGACACACAAUAUCGCCUUGCGCCGUUUUUAUUCUGUAGAACGGCGAUGGUCAUCUAAUCGUGCACUGAAGCAAGACUAUCAAGAAUUCAUGAAACAAUAUCGAGAGCUCGGACACAUGACGCGUGUUGAGACUCCGAAAACCAACGAACCUCAUUAUUAUAUCCCUCAUCAUUGUGUUUUAAAACCGUCGAGCACUUCGACCAAGCUGAGGGUGGUUUUUGAUGCGUCAUGUUCAACAACUUCGCAACGUUCAUUAAAUGAUAUUCUACUGGUCGGCCCGACAAUUCAGCCGGAGUUAUACUUGUUGCUACUUCAAUUUCGUUUGCACCGAUAUGCCUUGACGGCUGACAUUGUUAAGAUGUACCGACAGAUACUGAUAGAUGAACCAGAUCGAAAAUUCCAAUAUAUUUUUUGGCGAGAUACGGAGUCCGAUCCUGUUAGUACUUACGAGUUGAAUACAGUCACUUAUGGUACUGCAUCAGCACCUUUUCUAGCAACCAGGAGUUUGCAGUAUUUGGCGGACAAAUUUGAAACACAAUACCCAAUAGGCGCUGCACUCAUUAAAUCAUCGUUCUUUGUCGACGACUUCUUAGGUGGAGCAGAUUCCAUUGAUCAACUCACCAAUAUCAGACAUCAGUUAACGGCCAUUCUACAGAAGGGUUGCUUCGAUCUUGACAAAUGGCAUUCAAACCAUCAUGACUUCAUCAGCGAUACUACAACAAAGAGUUUGAAUCUUGAUACAGAUACAGUCACCAGCGCUCUAGGCAUCAAGUGGCACCAAAUGCAAGAUGUUUUCCUAUUUUCGUUCAAUGCACAACCAGGUCAUAUUGUAACAAAACGCACCAUCUUAUCCCUUGCGUCUUCAUUAUUCGACCCGCUUGGAUUACUAGCACCGAUCAUACUCGUAGCCAAAAUUAUGAUGCAAGAAUUGUGGCUUUUGCGUGUGGACUGGGACGAGUCAGUCCCUCAAAAUCUUCACUCAGCGUGGAAAACAUUUAUUCAAGAUCUUACAACGCUUUCAUCGGUUAAGGUGCCGAGGUACUGCCUAUCCAUAAACUAUCAACAGGUUGAUGUACACGGUUUCUGUGACGCUUCAAUACGCGCAUAUGGUUGCUGUAUAUUUCUCCGAUCACAAAACACAUCAGGUAAGGUGACGGUCAGGCUAUUCACUGCAAAAUCCCGUGUGGCACCUAUAAAGCGGAAGUCGCUACCUAAACUAGAACUCUGUGGUGCCUUACUUCUUGCCAAACUGUAUCAGAAGGUCCAACCAAUAUUUGCGCAAUUUAAGGGUGAAACGUUUUUUUGGACUGAUUCACAGAUUGUAUUACAUUGGUUGAAGCAGCACUCAUCAACCCUGUCUGCAUUCGUUGGCAAUCGAGUAGCGGAAAUUCAAGAUAUUACCGCAAAUGGGCAAUGGAGACACGUUCCUACCCAAUCCAACCCGGCAGAUGUUGUGUCGCGCGGCUGUAACAUCCGCCAAUUAUCAGAGUCUUGUUGGUUUACGGGGCCGGAAUUUUUGUUACUCGCUGAUAAAUACUGGCCGCAUUUGAAAUGUCACAACCUGGAUAUGGAAGAAGUCAAUAAAGAGACGCGAAAGGUUGUAUUCGUUAACACAAAUGAAGACAACUACGUAUUACAGGUAUUGUCAAGAUAUAGUUCAUACACUAAGAUGCUACGAGUAAUAGCGCAGGUACAGCGUUUUUAUCAUGUAACCAAGAAUAAAUUGAAGAACGGAGAAUGUACCCUCCAACCUAUUCAGCUACAAAAGACAUUGCACUGUAUUAUUUGGGUCAUCCAACAGCAAUUCUUCGAAAUUGAUAUACAACGCCUACAACGAGGGAACCCAGCCGAAGGUACAUUAAAGCAUCUAAAUCCCUUCCUGGACAAUGUAUUCGGUUAUCAAUUACUAAAG
This is a messenger RNA of Teleopsis dalmanni, 2271 nucleotides long. RefSeq lists its product as uncharacterized. The transcript has a single exon. NCBI's taxonomy places the organism in Eukaryota, Metazoa, Arthropoda, Insecta, Diptera, Diopsidae. The record is from RefSeq and is a predicted model, not a curated record. The annotation marks the transcript as partial.